Messenger RNA from Ipomoea nil (Japanese morning glory), 567 nucleotides. Its product is annotated as pentatricopeptide repeat-containing protein At1g62260, mitochondrial-like. Gene Ontology annotation, biological process: RNA modification. The record is from RefSeq and is a predicted model, not a curated record. The transcript is spliced from 2 exons. Gene Ontology annotation, molecular function: RNA binding; protein binding. NCBI's taxonomy places the organism in Eukaryota, Viridiplantae, Streptophyta, Magnoliopsida, Solanales, Convolvulaceae. The coding region runs from base 32 to 394 and encodes 120 amino acids.
ACAAGAAUAUGGAAGAUAUUUGUUUGAUCGAAUGCCCAUGAGAGAUAUCAUUUCUUGGAACACAAUGAUCAGUGGGUAUGCCAAGAUUGUGAAAAUAGAUGAAGCGUUGAAACUUUUUGAUUGUAUACCCGAGAAGAAUGUAGUAUCUUGGAAUGCAGUCAUUUCUGGGCUUUUGCAGAAUGGUGAGGUGAAGAAUGCUAUGGAAUUUUUCAAGAGAAUGCCAAAGCGAGAUGCAACUUCUCUUUGUGUGCUUGUGUUAGGGUUGAUCCAGAAUGACAAAUUGGAUAUUGCUGCAAAUGUACUGUUUGAUUUUCUGAAAAGUGGUAAUAAAAGCAGUGAUCUUGUUUAUGCUUUUAACACCUUGAUUGCUGGGUAUGGUGAAAGGAAGGAUUGAUGAUGUUCGCCAUCUUUUCGAUCAAAUUCCAUUUUCUACUGAUAAGGGUACAGGACAGUGUAGGAAAUUUGAAAGGAAUGUAGUAUCAUGGAAUUCAAUGAUAAUGUGUUAUGUAAAGGCUGGGAAUAUGGUUUCUGCUAGGGAGCUUUUUGAUCUAACGGUUGAAAAAGACA